GGUGAUUCUUUGCUGCUUGCCUGCGUGCGGAAUUUCACAGUGAACCGUGUAGUGUCUCUCGGUGCAGCGCACGGGCCAGUUCGCGGCACCGUUUCUAAUCGUGGAAACAAUUCUCCGUUCCAGACUAGGACCUACGGUGUGUAAAGUGUGUUCCAAGGCACAUUACCACUGCCUUACGCUUGCGGCGGAAAGCAGAGCUGCGUCGCAUUUCAUCCAUCGUCGUGCUAUCUUUCGGUACCACCGUACUUGUCGUGUUGUGUUGGAAGUACAUUUUAUUAACCACCAGCAAAAGCGAAACGACAUUAUGGGUUUGGUCGAACGAAGUAAUAUGUCGGAAUCUACUCACUAACGUCCCGGGUCGGAUGCUAAAGAGCUAGCUUUACAUGAAGCUGGAUUUUAAUUUGUGCAUUAAAAAAAUCAAGCAACUCAGCGGAAACAGUGGCUGUACGGUAUUUAACCAUCGUGUGUGCGCUUGUGUGUGACCGAGCAAGUGCAGUGUUUUCUUCCUCACGCUUCCGUCGAUUAUUGCUUUAAAUACCCACCUGAUGGAAAGAAAAUAAAGUGUGCUAGCGAAUUUUCGAUUCAUUCUGCACCGGAACGCAGCGGAAGCUUAAUCAUUCGAUAGGAGCCGUGGAUGUGCGAGAAGGUGGGAAUACCAUCACCGGUGCGGGCAAAAGGUUUACCGUGACGCGUUCUGUUCAGUGUUUGACCCCGUGUGUACCGCCCGUUCCUCACCCUCUUGCCCUUCGUUGUACCGUUGCUUUUUUCGUUGUUGCUUUGGUGGACGUGUGCGCCAUCUGUCGGCAGCAACUCGUAGUGUGCGAAGACAACACGGCGGCGGAAUGCGAAACGGAGUAUGCUAUUGCUAGCAGCAGCGCAUUUAAAAGGCAUUCGUGAAACACUGUGAAUUGAAGCAGCAUAGUAUGCCCUGUUGAAACGUUGCAUUCGCAAAUUCGCACUGAAUUCGUUAAACGAGACAGAAAGUCCACGGGACGACGACGACGACAAUAUUGCAAAGCUGGUGAUUUGUGACUAUCGAUCCGCCGAAACGCACCAAAAGUUUUGGAACACGCUACGCCACAAAAGUGAAUCAGAAACGGGAAAUACUAUCCCUACGCCGUAACAGCACAUCCCACGCCGCGCCGGAGGAAACCCUGUGGUGGAAGGCAGGCUGAGAAUCAGCACAGAAAAAGGGAAUAGGAAAACCGGAUAGCCAGGCAAAAGGAAAAAGCCGUGCAGCGGCCAGCAAUAAAAAACGAUGAGUUCAAGCAACACAGCUGUGGACGAUGGCGGAGGUGGUGGCAGCAGCGGGAGCGGGAGUAGCAUCGAGGUCGAGUACAACGAAAUCGUGUCCCAGGGCGGCUGGAAUAGCGUGUUCCAGGACAUUCGCCAACGGAGCGAGCGGCAGGCGCAGGCAAAGGACUUUUCCACCAAUGAGUCGAAAAAGCUGGACAACCGGCGCCUCAACCGGUACCGGGACGUGCUGCCGUACGAUCACUCUCGGGUGGCGCUGAAGCGCGGUGAGAAUGACUACAUCAACGCAAACCUGGUCAAGAUGGAACGAGCCAGCAGAAAGUACAUCCUCUGCCAGGGUCCGCUGCCGCUCACGAUUGGACACUUCUGGCUGAUGGUGUGGGAGCACGACUCCCGCGCCAUCCUGAUGUUAAACAAGCUGAUCGAGCAGACGACGGUCAAGUGUCACCAGUACUGGCCGAGCAAGAUCGGCGAGAAGCACCGGCUCGAGCUGACCGACGUCAAGCUGUCGGUGGUGUAUCUGAAGUGUGUGGAGUAUAAAAACUUUUGCCGGAGGACUUUUAGACUGACUGAUACCGAGUCGGGCAAGAGCCGCGAGGUGAUCCAGUUCCACUACAUGACGUGGCCCGACUUUGGCAUUCCGAGCUCGCCAGUGGCGUUCCUGCAGUUUCUAAAGGAAGUGCGCGGCUCCGGAACGCUGGACAGCGACGUUGGUCCACCGAUCAUUCACUGCAGUGCCGGCAUUGGGCGCUCGGGGACGUUCUGCCUGGUAGACUGCUGCCUUGUUCUGAUCGACAAGGAGGGCGAGGAUCGCGUGUCGGUGCAGGACGUGUUGCUCGAGCUGCGCCAGUAUCGAAUGGGUCUGAUUCAGACGGCGGACCAGCUGUACUUCUCAUAUCAGGCCAUAAUUGAGGGCAUGAAGCGCAUGAACAACUCCUCGUUCGAGGACUUCGAGGAGCUGUCCGUGAUAUCCUCAUCCAGCCAACCAAACAGCGACCACGACACGGAGGAGAACGAGGACACACCGCCACCGCUACCGCCGCCUCGCACGUUUUCGCUCAAGCCAUUGCCCACCAUACCGACCAGCGAAAGUGUCCACGAGGAUUUCCUGCUGAUGAACAACGGCGAUCGGGAGAAGUUUACCAACAUGAUCAACCUGGAGAAGAGUAAGCAGUUCGAGUCGGGGGGUGUCGUCGAUGAAAGCAACAACCACCACCAUCACAGCAACAAUCACCGGAACAGCCAGCGCCACAGCAGCAACCAUUACCAUCCAUACAGCAACCGUCCGUUGCCGCCGGUAGUCCGCGAAAAGCCGCUCUGCAAGGUGAAUGAGUCGGACAGUGACGGUGGUGGUGGUGGCGGUGGCCGCGGAAGUGAAUCGAAUGGGGCCAGCGGUAGCAACAGCAGCGGCAACAGCAGUGCCGAUGAGGAGCUGAUCGAGGAGAACGAUAGCGACCUCAACGGGGACGAGGAGGAUGAGGAGCAGAACAACAAGGAGCUAAUCCUUGACGGCAUUCCGUCCGAUGGCCACAGUGAUACCGUUAAGAGCUCGCUGUUGGAUGACAGCAGCACGGCCACAACGACGACCUCGUCGAGCACGACGACCACCUCGUCGACGGGAGGAGGGGGAGGCACAUCGAGCAGCACCAGCAAGGCAGCGACGACGACCGGCAUGAUGUCCUCGACGUCGUACUCCACGUCUUCGUCCACCACUGCCAGUGCUAUCGGGUCGAACAACUCGACGCUCGAGUCGAACCGGGGAGGGGGAGGAGGCGCCUCCGCCGAGGUGUUCAAUGCUAACUCGAGUUUGCCACCGCUGCCGAACGGAGCCGUGGACGAUGGCGACGAGAUGAUCUCCAGCCCGGAGAGGGAAUUGUCACCGAACGCCUCGGAGCUACGCCGCCGGAAGCGCACCGAGCGUCACACGGCCAUGGAGGAGAAGAUACGCGAGAUCAAGCGCAAGCAGAAGGAGGUGGAAAGCAAGGGAUCGCCGAAAAAGCGCAGGUUAAUACUGUUUUCCAUUGCAGCUGGUGUUUGUUUCAGUGUUCUGUGCGUGUAUUUUUACACCAGGCAAAUGUAAAAAACAAUCUAGAGAGAGAAGGAGAGAGACGGAGGUGUCAUCGAUACAAACAUCGAAAUAUGCAGAGCAUGAUUGGGUUAAGAUUUAUUAAAUCGGAGAAUGGAGCAGCGAAGAUCAUUCCCUAUGCAGCCCUUCAAUUCGAAGAAGAAAAACAAAACACAGAACAGAAACAAACAUACAUUCGCUCGCUCCGCUAUCCCUUUUCCAUUUAUUUUCGCGCGCCGAAGAAUCGUCCGGCUGGCGAUGACGAGCCCCGAGGGCAAUCAUUUCGCUGAAGCAACGUUGUACCGUUCGUUCGGUGGUAACGAUUGCGACAGGACGAAAGGAAGCGACUGGAAAUCGCCCGUGCGCCUCGUUUGUUUAGGUGCUUUGUGUGUUGACAUGAAAAGGAUUUAGUUCGAUAACGCGUCGUAAGGCGGUGUUCCCACGUACGGUUAACCAAGGCUGUGGCGAGAAUGUGACGAAUAACCGAAUGCAUAUGAAUGCUAGGUCCGUCACUUUUACUACCAUUUUGUAUGCAUAAGACCGUUGGUCGAGACAGAGAGAGAGAGAGGGAGAGAGAGAGAAAAAAAAACAGGGAAAGCGAUCAAGUAAGCAUACCAACCUACCCGUGAUCAUCCAUCCUGUCCAAUUUGUUGAGCACAUUUUUUCGUCUUCGUGCUAGGCAAGAAUCUCUGUAAAUGAAUGGAAAAACAGCUACAGAUUCCCGCAGUAGCGUUAGAAUCUUACUCGGGAAACUUUAGAAUUGGUGGACGAAAAAAGAAGAAAGGACGAACGAGCAAAAUGCUUAGAUAAAUGUGAGAAUGAGAAUAUUGUAAAAUAGAAAUUAAUUUAAUUAUUUCCAGCUGUGGGGUUGUGGGUGGUUUUCGGAAGUGAAGGGACGAAGAUAUGGAGCAAAUGGAAACGAAAUGUAAAUUAGUGCACAACACAUAAACCUACGGAGUGCUAUUUGUUGAUUUUCCCUCAUUGCAUGCAAAAGUUCAUUUAAAGUGAUCCAUCCUUUUUUUCCUUUUUAAACACCCGCGAUUCGCGUAUGUGUGUGUAUUUUGAAAAUGAAGUUAAUCUUUUCGGACAAUAUGGUGGCAAAUCGCAAUCUUUCGACUGAAUAGAGCUUCAAUAGAAAAUUUUCAAAGUGUAUGUAGUAGUUGGGGUGUAUCGAGACACUGUUGAACACAAUGCUUCAACAAUAGUAUGGCUGAAAACUGUAUUAGAAAAUGGAAGAAUUUGAUGGAACUUCUUUAAUUUUCUCAUUUUUGCUUGACCGUUCGUUAUCAACAUGCUGUAUAUUCGUCAUAUUUAGAGAUUUAUUAGAUCUUUAUAUAGCUGCACUUACUGACUUUCUGUUGGAGGUUUUUUUUAUACAUACAUGUUUUUCAUUUCCAUCACUACGCUUAGUUGCGGUAACUAAUCAAAAAUGCAUAAAAAGUCUGCGCAGUCAAUCAUAUUGUUGGUUUGUAAUUUUCGACCCUAUUUUCUUAUUUUCCUGUUGUUGUCCUCAUUUUCUUAUGUGGCUCGGGUGUUUGUGUUCAAAUUUCCCAAUGAAAUAUUUUUUUAACUGAUCAAUUCAAAGCAUAAAAUGUCAUCAUCAAAACAUAAAAAUUUCAAAAAACGGUUAAAGAAAUCCAAACAGUGUAGGAACAGUCGCAAGGACUUGA
This is a messenger RNA of Anopheles coustani, 4989 nucleotides long. It is a transcript of the gene Ptp61F, whose product is annotated as tyrosine-protein phosphatase non-receptor type 61F. Gene Ontology annotation, molecular function: protein tyrosine phosphatase activity. Lineage: Eukaryota; Metazoa; Arthropoda; Insecta; Diptera; Culicidae. The coding region runs from base 1259 to 3334 and encodes 691 amino acids. The transcript is spliced from 7 exons. The record is from RefSeq and is a predicted model, not a curated record. Gene Ontology annotation, biological process: protein dephosphorylation.